Messenger RNA from Adelges cooleyi (spruce gall adelgid), 2811 nucleotides. RefSeq names its product multiple inositol polyphosphate phosphatase 1-like. Gene Ontology annotation, molecular function: inositol phosphate phosphatase activity; acid phosphatase activity. The record is from RefSeq and is a predicted model, not a curated record. The transcript is spliced from 14 exons. Bases 69 to 2573 code for a protein of 834 amino acids. Lineage: Eukaryota; Metazoa; Arthropoda; Insecta; Hemiptera; Adelgidae.
UUAUUUUCACACAGCUUUUGAAGAAGUACACUCAUACAAUACAUUAUUGGAAUAUAGCAAUCGAUACAAUGUUGAAGCUACUGUGUACAGUAGCUUUACUUCUAGUAACUGUUAAAGCCAACGAUGAAAAGACUAUUCCAUAUGCGUUUUUCGGGUCUAGGACUACAUACAAAGCAGUUACAACAACGAAGAUUGAAAUACCGAAUGGUUUUACGCCACGUCAAAUUAUUAUGAUGGCGAGACAUGGAACGAGAAACCCAAAGAGCGGCUUGUCUCAGGAUUUGCUACCAAAACUGAUAAAAUAUCAAACCGAAAUUACAAAAAGUGCUACAUUGUGUGAAAAAGAUAUCGAAGCCAUAAAAAAUUGGAAAACUAACCUUGACGGUACUCAAAACAGAACUAUAACACAAAAAGGACUCGAUGAAAUGAAACAACUGGCAAUAAGAGUCCGUGAAGCUUUUCCAAAUCUAUUAAAACGGCAGUACAACUCCAAUAUUUAUGAAAUUUUGACCAUGCCAUAUCCUCGGUGUAAACUUUCGGCUCAAACAUUUAUCCAAAACAUUUUUAAUGAUGAAACUAUCACCGAACUUCCUAUAUGUGACUAUACAGAUAUCCUUUUAAUGAUAGACGGUAUGAUGGAAGCCGAUACGAAAUUCAAAGAGUACCAAAAAUAUUUUCUGGAACAAGCAAAAAAAUUCCAGGAGGGCCCUGACAUGGCUGGUGUCGUGCAAAGGGUUGCGGCCAAAUUGGGCAUAGAUUCUAAAGAACUUAACCCUGAGAUCAUAACCACCAUGUACGAGGUGAGUGCCUACGAAUAUGCUAUUGAUGAAAAUAGGAUUCCGCCUUGGUACAGUGUAUUCUCCCUAGAAGACCUCGAAAUUCUGGAGUAUGCCUGGGACAUUUCUUGGUCCUAUGUUAUUGGUUAUGGAAAUCCUCAUAACAAAAAACUAGCCUGUCCGAUGGCCAUACGUCUCGAAGAAAGGCUUAGAAACAAAAUUUAUGGAGAAGGACCUGAUGCUGUAUUCUACUUUGCAUGCGAGAAGAACAUAAUAACUCUGCUCUUCAUUUUCGGCAUAGGUAAAGGUGACGCUCCGUUUACGGCAUCCAACUACAAAGGUAUGAAGCACCUUAACUGGAGAACUUCGUUUUACGGUCCAUGGGCUGCAAAUUUUAUGGCUGUGCUUUUCGAAAAAGCUAAGAAUGACUAUGUAUCAUUUUAUUUCAACGAAAAACCAACUACUAUAACUUUAAAAGACGGUUCGUCGUGUACAGUAUGUCCGUGGCUGGAUAUUCAAGAAACGUUAAUAGCCUUCAUAACCGACAAUGACUGUAUCAAUUUUGUAGCUACUAAUACCGUGAGAAACUAUAAAGAUACAAAUCUAUAUUGGUAUUUUAGCACGAACACCACAUACAAAUUGGUUUCCGCCAAAAAAAUCAUUAUACCGGAUCUUAAACCAAUUCAGAUAUUUACUGUAAACAGUCGUGGUACGGCAUCUUUAACAAGUAAUUUUGCUACUACAGUGUUACCUUUGCUUGAGAGUUUGAAAGAAAAAAUCACCUUUAAUGCGAAAAUGACACAGUUGGAUAUUGAAGCUAUUAAAAAUUGGCCACAGAAUAUUGAAAACAAGCUUAAAAAUACAAAUUUCAUCCAAAAAGGUCAUGAUGAAAUAAAGAAAUUGGCACUGAGAGUUAGAAAAGGAUUCCCGGGUUUAUUCGAACAAUCAGACAACUAUAUGGCAUUGACAAUUGGAGAAGAAAGUUGUAGGGAAACUGGAAUAGUAUUUCUACAAAAUGUUUACGGUAAUAAUAAUAUUACCGACGUUCCCACAUGUAAUGAUGAUGACUUUUUUUUAAUGAUUGAGAAUAUAAAAAAACGAAAACAUGAGGAGGACAUAGAGCUUGAAAGUGGAAAAUUCAAAAAAAGCGAUUUUAUGAAUAAAGUUGUUGAAAGAGUUAAGGUUAAAAUGGGAGCUGACGAUAUAACUAUAGAUGAUGUAAACAUAAUGUUUGGAGCAUGCCGCGACGAAAGGUCAUUGGAUGACGAAUCGAUUCCCCCUUGGUGUAGUGUAUUCCGUCAAGAAGACUUAGAAGUUUUGGAAUAUUUCGAUGAAUUGCAUUUGUACUAUGCUUAUGGAUACGGAAAGCCGUUCAACGUAAAACUCGCAUGUCCAAUGGCUAUAAGACUUCUGCAGACUUUGGAAGAUAAAAUAAAUAAAAAAGAAGGACCCGAUGGUGUAUUUCACUUUGCAAAGAACACUAACAUUUUGAGCUUACACGUCAUGUUGGGUUUGGGCAAAGACGACUGUCCACUCACGUCGUCAAACUUUAUAGAAAUGAAAAAUCGCAAAUGGAGAAGUUCCAUGUUCAGUCCGUGGGCUGCAAAUUUUAUGGCUGUGCUAUUCGAAGGCGCUAAUAAUGAAUAUAAAGUAGCAUUUUAUUUCAACGAAAAUAUUACAAGCAUAACUUUAAGAGACGGUUCGUCUUGUACGGAAUGUCCGUGGUUAGAUAUUCAAAACAAGUUGCAAGCAUACAUAAGCGACAAUGACUGCGUUCAUUUUAUAGCUGAAAAUUAGCCCGCAGACAAUAAUAAAACAGCCCAGCCGUUUCGCUUUUAUCAGUUUCCAUUUAACAUUAAUUUCACAUAUUUAUAUAUUUUUUUUUGAAUUUCUUACUUGUUCACUGCAUAUCCUGUUUUUUUAGCAUUAGGUUAUAUAUUUAUUUUUCAUUGUUCAUACUUCGUUAACUGUUAUCAGUGUUAUUCUGUAUAUUUUAUCAUAAUCCGAUUGGCGUUUAUAAUAUUACAUAAGUUAU